This is a messenger RNA of Ochlerotatus camptorhynchus, 8307 nucleotides long. RefSeq lists its product as uncharacterized. The record is from RefSeq and is a predicted model, not a curated record. The transcript has 2 exons. The coding region runs from base 1688 to 2596 and encodes 302 amino acids. NCBI's taxonomy places the organism in Eukaryota, Metazoa, Arthropoda, Insecta, Diptera, Culicidae.
AAUUUAUGGAUAUUUUGAGAUGUAUUUCAGAAAAAUGAUAUGAUGAAUCCCAAAAUAGUUCUGAAGACUAUUACGGAGAUCGUGAGUAAAAUGCGAGGAAACUCUUAAAAAUCGGGAAAAUUUCAGGGAGCAUUAUAAAGGAAUUCUGAGGAAGAUUCAAAGUGAAGUAACCCUAAGGACUGUUCAAUAAAGAAAGUGGACACCUGUUUAUCAAUGGCUUAAAAUUAAAACGUAACGAAAAAUUGUGAAUUUUCGCUCAGUGUGUAAAAACAUUGUUUAUUUUGGCAACACCCCUGAAAAAUAAAAUAAAAAAGUGAGAAAUUCAGAUCGAUGGGUCAGAUCAGCUUAUCAACUCGCAGAUUAAUUAUGCACAAAUGGUUUUCCGAGUUUCGAGAAAUGGCAAAAAACGUGAAGUGCAGUAAAUCUACACUGUUCAAGUUUGUUAAGAAGUUUGGAAAAAUCUGGGCGCAAAAAGGGGGCAUCGGACCAGAAAAAGUAGCUGGCAGCAGUGCGCCUUUUGAAAUCGCAUAAACCGUGUUCCGUUCGUGAAAUUGCCAAAAAAAAAUGGCAAUUAGCGUCGGAACUGUGCAGAAUAUAAAAAAAAAAACGUAACUUUAUCAGAACCUACAAGAAGCAAAAGGCACCCAAAAGGAUGGAUUUACAGAAAGCUUCUUCUAAAAUACGAUCACGGAACUUAUAUGAAGUUCUCCUUCAAAAGCGGAACCGGUGCAUUUUGAUGGACGAUAAGACGUACGUCAAAUUGGAUACCGGUACACUUCCCGGGCCGAAAUUUUUCAACGCUGAGCAGAGGAUAGAUGUGCCUAAUGAUGUGCGAUACAUCCGAACCGAAAAAUUUGGGAUAAUAAAAGGUUUUGGUGUGGCAAGCCAUUUGCUCCUGUGGCUUGAAGAGUUCUUCGUAUUUCACAAAGGGCACAAUCAAUGGUGAAAAUUACAGAAAAGGAUGCAUCAAAAAACGGCUCUACCCAUCUACCGAAAGCAUACGGAUCCUCCAUUGUUUUAGCCGGAUCUGGCAUCUGCUCACUAUGUUUCUGCUACGUCGGAGGUGCUCAAGAAGGAAAAAGUCGAUUUUGUCGAAACAUUCCAAAAUCCCCCAAACUAGAACUGCGUUCUAUCGAAAGAUAUUGGGCAAUAAUUAAACGGAAUCUCAAGAAAGAUGGAAGAGAAGCAAGCACUGUGUCCUGCUUCAAGAAAAUUUGGUCUGCAGCACAACGAAAAGUUAAGAAAAAAGCUCGAGCGUUCUUCAGAAAUGAGAAGUAAACAUUCAAACUCACGUGAAAUCGGUCAUCUGUAUGUUGAUUUUCAUUUAUAUAGAGUAAACUUAUCAAUUUGUUCGAAAAUAAAUAUUUUCCUUUGUGUGUCUACUUUCAUUAAUGAACAGUCCUUAUGGCUGAAACCUAUUGAUGAUAUAACUGACUCCAAUUUUGAAACUACGCCUAAUGAUCAACUACGGCUGAAAAUAUAUUUUGCUUUAAUGUUGAUAAAACAAUUGAUCAAAGAGAACUUGUGAGGGCAGCUGCUAGGAAAUAUUGCAGCAGUGAUGAUGUCACCUACGAGCAGUUAGUUGAUUGCCUAUACCAAAGUGCUCGAAUGUUGAAGUCCGUCGUAACUGAUCUGCAGCAUCGUUCCAACCAACCCGGCCAGUCCAAUCCAGAAGAAGCCAUUCAAGAUGGUAUCCAAUUCCGCCACGACCGAAUCCAAGCACUCCGCUCCGUACUGUAUCGCCUGUCCAGAGAACCACUUGCUGUUCCAGUGUCCAACGUUUUCCAAGAUGUCUGUUCGCCAGCGACGAGAACUGGUAUUUAUGUUGGAAUUGCUUCCGCUCUGGACACCAAAGGAGGAAUUUUACAUCCAAGUACGAUUGCCGAACCUGUCACCAGAAACACCUUACACUGCUGCACGAAAUUGUAACCACGAAGAUACAAUCCACUUCAGUAGCUAUAUCUGGUCAGCCAUCCCAACAACCGAAUCCAUCCACGUCGACAGACGUCGAACAACCCCCGGAUCAGUGAAUCUGAACCCCCAAGUGAGCUUGUCGAUACACUCGUACCAAUCCACGGUCCUGUUGGAAACGGUCAACCUCCUAGUUGUGGACCAGAAUGGCAAAGAGUUUUCCGCUCGUGUACUCCUAGAUUCAGGAUCGAUGAGCAGUAUCAUCACGAAGAAGCUUGCGAACACACUCAACCUCCGUCGAACGAAAGUAGACAUCGCCGUGUCUGGAAUCGGUGAAACGUCAAAGCAGAUCAAGCGCAAGUUGACUGCUACUAUUAAAUCCACGCUGCGUUUGAACAGUACAACGCUCGAGUUCCUCAUCCUGAAGAAGCCCACAGUCUGCCUGCCAACCAUGCCGAUUGACAUUUCCUCGUGGAAAUUUCCUGAAGGUUCGUUAGCUGAUCCAAGCUUCCACAUUCCAGCCGAUAUUGACCUGAUUGUCGGUGGAGAAGUGUACCACGAACUGCACACUGGCAGUAAGAUUUCCUGCGGCGAAGGGCAACCUGUGUUCGUCGAGACCUCUUUUGGAUGGACUGUCUCCGGAAAGGUAUCCAUCCACUCACCUGAAGUUUCACGUGGACCGUAAUCUGGAACAAGCCCUCCAGAAGUUCUGGGAGUUAGAAGCCGUUGAACCCUGUGUCAAAUUUACGGUCCACAGUAGUGAGGUGAGAAACACGUGGAGCUUCAGUUGAGUGGAUGGAUACCUUUCUGGAAACAGUUGAUCCGAAAGAGGUCUCGACGAACUCAGGUUGCCCAUGCAAUAAUUAUUUAAAUGCUUAUCAGCUAGAGAGUGGUUGCUAAUUUACAAAAUUGACUCCUGUAGUGCAGGUCGCUUCGUAGCUGAACAGGUACAGGUUAUUGCUUUUCCAUAUGACCAUAAAACCACUCAAGUAAGAACGAACGGAAAAUCAAUGAAUUCCACUUAGUGCACAACUUAAACGAAUCUUAUAUUGAGCUGACAGCCAAACAAUAGAAUUCUGUGUCACAAUAAUUCUCGUUUAAGUACAAACGGUUUGUAUCUCGUCGAUACGAAAGACGAAAGGGAACAGUUAUAGUGUAGGACUACUGGGGAUAAUUCUUAACACACCGAAUACGUGUAACAGAAAACUUGCAAUGUUUGAAAAAUCAUAGUUCAGCCAAUUAUGGACAAAUCUUUUGACGCCAUUUGAAACUACAUGCUUUACAAAUUUUAAAUCUAUCGAUAAAUUUCCAAUUAAUUUCUCAAAUAUUGCCAAUUUUCCGUUACCCAUUUUAUCAGAGGCAUCGUCAUCGAGUGUUAAUCUAGUUCAAACAGUAUUUUACACAAUUACAAGCGUAUUUGAAGAUAGUUUCAAGAUAAUUCCCAAGAUAUUUCUUAUGCAAUUUACGAGAAUUUCAAGAAGCUUCCGGGAGGGUUUGGUAAAACAUUUCAAGCAUUUUUCCAAACAAAUUUUGAACUGUCUUGCAGAUGAUUUAGGUGGAAUUUCAGAGGGGAUUCUAAGGAGAGUUUCAAGAGAAUUCGAAGAAAAUUUCUUUAGAUCCACUCUACGGCAUUGUGAGCAGAAUUAAGGAAAAUCUGAAAUUAAUUCUUAUGGAAUUCAGAGGCGAUAUCCUAGGACAUUUUGGUAAAAUAAUAUUUUUAAUCCUAAACGAAAUAGUAACCAAAUGAUUUGCAAAAAAUAAGCAUUAUUCAGCAAUUAUUAAGAAUAUGAAAAUACACGUAGAGUACAUUUCAAGCGCUUUCUGGAGGGUAUUCCUUAAGCUUUCUACACAAAACUCCAAGACCAGAAUACCAGACAGAAUUAUAAGAUUGUUAAGGAGAAUCUUUUAUGUUUUCCUUGAUUUGUUUUCUGUCGAUCUUGUUUUCCGUGCUGAGCACCAAUGCUAUCGACGCCAGGGAGGCAGCUCCCACCUGGACCCUACCUAUCGACCCAUCAACUCAUGAGCUGGGGACCAACGGCUUUACUUCCCUUCCGAAGAAAGGCGUGAUCAGAGAUGUUAUGCCUCAGAACAUCCCGGCGGUGCCGACUGGGUUUGAACCCAGGCCUGCUGGGGUGAAAGGUAAUCACGCUUACCACUACACCACCGGCGCCGAUUAAGGGGAAUCUUGAAAUUAAAAGUAAUUCUGAAGACAUUUUGGAAUGAUCCUUAGGAAAUCCUUGAGAAAUUUGCAAAGAUAAGUCUCAAAGACCUAAUUUAGUGAUUCAAGCAUUGAACAUUUUUUCAAGAGUCCAUACACAGAAAUUCAAGUUCCACGAUUAACAAACACUCAUAAGAUUCUGAGACUUUGAUCGAGAAUAAAUUUCAGGAUGUAGAUUUUAGAAAAGUGUUCCUGAUUGUUGGAUUCAAAAUUUCAGAAAAGUGUAGUAGUAAGGAAUGUUAGAUCUCAAACUUGGACAAACCCCCUUAAAUAUCCCGUAAAAAUGGAUAUUUUCCUAGAAUCUGUGUCGUGAAAAGCUUUCAGUGUUCACAAUUUUUUUUUAAAUAUUCUAUUUCUUCUUCUUGGGUUUUUUAUUUAACAUCAGUCUCUGUUCAGCAAUCUAGUGCCAAUCACCGACGGACAUCGAUUGUCAUCUAUUGACGGCAAUCAAAUGGCCAAAGAGGUGGUUUCCACACCUGGGUAGAUAUGGCAUCCAUGAACACAUGGACCGAGAUCAAUGGCUCUACUUCCCUUCCAAAGGAUCAGAGAUAUAUUCGCCGCAGAAAAAUGCCAACGACCUCGGCUGGGAUUGAACCCAGACACGCUGGGUUGAGAAAGCAGUGCCGCUUAUCACUACGUUACUGGCGCUGCACAGUGGGCAAAAAUUUAAAAAAACCGCGACUAUAUUGAAUAUCUCGGCUGCCAAACGGUUUCAGUCAACAUGUUAUACAUAUUCUCAAGGGAAAAAUUCUGCUGAAUCGAUUGGCCGGAGACUUUUGCGUACCAAGAUGUAAGGCCAGUAUCAACCCGAAUUCCCGGUGAAGUAGGAAAUGCCACUAUCUAUUGACAUCAUUUUACACUUUACUUAACGUAUAUUACUGGAAAUUGAUAGUACUAAGUAUAUAUGGUGUACAGACACCAUAUACGCCCUCAGGGAAACUCUACUGGCCUAAAGGAGAAUCCGAAACGACCGAUAAAGUGGCCACAUUAUAAAAAAUCUCCUAGAACCUUGCGAUUUUUUCUAUGUUUGUUCAGAAUCAUGAGAUCAAAGCGAAUUUAAUAAAGAUUUUAAAAUGUUGGUGUAAAGUGUUUACAUGCUAUGACAACUUCUACGUCAAUCCAGUUUACAUGCUAUGACAACUCAAUCCAGAUUAUCCAGAGAACCAGGAUGUGGCCACUUCACACCAAAAUAUAAAUUAUUUAUUAAAUUCGCUUUGAUCUCUUGAUUCUGAACAACAUAGAAAAAAUCACAAGGUUCUAGGACAUUAUUUUAUAAUGGGGCCACUAUAUCGGUCAUUCCGGAUCCUCCUUUAGGCCAGUAGAGUUUCCCUGAAGGCGUAUAUGGUGUCUUUACGCCAUAUAUACUUAGUACUAUCAAUUUCCAGUAAUGUACGUUAAGUAAAGUGUAAAAUUGGGUGGAUGAAUAGUGCCAUUUCCUACUUUACCGCGAGACGGGUUGAUCCCGGCCCUCUAUCUCGGUUCGCAAUAAGGCCACCACCAAUCGAUUCAGCAGAAUUUUUCCUUUGAAAAUAUGUAUAACAUGUUGACUGAAACCGUUUGGCAGCCGUAGAACUUCCAUUUCCCGGUGGCUUCCACCAUCUCGGGAUUCGGUAAAUAUCUAUUUGAUAUCCCGGGAAAUCCCGGGAUCAAAGAUAGUAAACUGUUUUAAUAUUCGUAUGUUUCAUCUCCUUCGACGACAGAUAAAAAAAGGAGAUUUCUUAAAUGGUAGGGACACCAUAUUUGAAGACAUAUCUUCAUUUUGAAGAAUUCAAAAUUAUGUGAAGGUAUUUUUUUCAUGCAGACAUUUUGAAGACAACACAUGAUUUGUGAAGUUGUUUCAAGACAUGCGGAAGCUGAAGCAGGCUUCCGAUGGAUUUUUUUAAAAUGUUAACCUGGAAUAUGAAGAAUUUUGUUAAAUAAAUUAAGUUUUUGACUUCAUAUUUUUAACUUCUUCCUGAAUAUGAAUAAUGUAGCCAAAAUCGGAUAUUUCAGAAUAAAACUUGAUCCAAUUGAAUAUUCACAGGACUUCACUGAAAUAUUCGAUAAGCUGGAGAUCUUUUGAAUACUUCCUAAUCAACGUUUAGUUUUGGGAGAAUAUCUUCAAAAUGACAUUUAAGUACUUUUUAACCGAUCUGUCAUCUCGAGAGAGCCAAUUCACCUAAAUUCACUAAUAUCUGACCAACCAGCAAUCUUGAGAGACUAUCUAGAGGCGUUAUUUGAAUUUUAAGAACAGUUGAAUAUUUUAUGAAUAAUAAUUGAUCAACCUGAAGUCUUGAAAAAUAUCCAGAGGUCUUUAAAUCUUCAACCAGCUGUAUAUCCUAUAAAUACUCUCUAAUCAAACUUCCCUCUUGGAAGGAUGUCUAAAAUAUGUCUUUUCAAUUUUGAACACUUGCAGAUCUUCAAAACAUUACUUGAUUAAGUUGGAACUUCUUGAAUAAUAGCCAGAGAUAUUAUCGCAAAUCCGUGAAUAUCAGUUAUACGAAGAUUCCUGUACUUUCAAGAAGUUUCUUGAACUUCAACUCAGUUCCAUGAACUCAAAGCCUGUAUAAAGUUCCCUGAAUAUGUAGAAUAUUCAACGAAAUCCUGGGAUUUUCCGUCAACUUAUUCGAAGUUCCUAGUACUUCAAAGAUUUUUCCAUAGCUUACAUCUUUUAAUUUUUCGAUAGGUACAACUGAAUUUCUGGCCAGCUUGCUGAACUUGUACGAAUUUCAAAUAAUCCAUGCGAUGUUCCUUAAUCAUCGUCCACGAGGUUGUUUAACAUUCUACGAAGUAUCCUGAAGAUCUAUGGUGGUCCCUGAAGUUUUACGAAGUUCCACGAACUUCUAUGAAGUUCUCUGAAAUCAAACCAAUGUCUCUUGACAUCUAAGAAGUUCCUUAAUGUGACACGAUGUUAUGUUUGUCAGCCAAAUUUCACAAUAGUCCAUGUAGAUCAUAAUGAUUACGGUGGAUGAUUUCUCUCAUGAAUGUAUUUGUAUAAACUAUUUUGCCGUGCUUUAGGAUUACAUAGAUUUCAUACUAACGGGUUAAGGUAAUGCAUACCUUUGUGUGUAACAAAUGACAGCGAUGGAGAGCUAUGGAAGCCAAGAUAGAAAACGGUGACAUAGAAAUUCCUCCAGAAGGAGUAAGCAUUUUACAAGAUUCCGCUCGGUAAUCUAAGAAAGGACUUCAAAAACUGCAAAUACUUAGUCUUUUCAUUAGUUGAGACUAGCUUCAUUACGUACUUCCAACCAUCUUAACAAUGCAUUUCAAUGGUUUUUCGAUCAAUUAUGAAUGAUGGACAUCUCACAACGCUCAACCUUAUUUUCGUCUAUGUACCAUUUAGAUUAUAAAAUUUAUCCAAAAGUUUUUUAGGUUUGUUUCACUGCCAGAUCGUAUUUUUCACGAGUGCUUCUUGUAGAACGAUCAUAUUCAAAAAGUGAUGUUUGUGUUCAAUUCUUUCGAAAAAAUAGAAUGAAUGGCAAACGAAGGGGAGAGAUCUAUUUCAUAAGAUGUGAAAGUUCUGGAUUCAAACUAUGCUCCAGAUAUUCCAGGAAAGAUUUAAACGGGUAAAAGAGUCUCAAAUUAAAAAAUUCCGGGAUACACGCGAUCCCGGAUCUUCAAAUAAAUUUCCCGGGAUUCGGAAAUCCCGGGAAAAGUAACAAUUCCGGGAUUUUCAUCCCAGUACAUCCCGGGAUGGAAGCUUUAGACAACCGAGAUAUUCAAUUUAGUCGUGGUUUUGUAAAUUUUUGCCCAGUGUGCACUGUCAAUAAAAUAUUUAAAAUGCCAGACUCUGAGACAUUUCUAUUUUUUUAAGAUUUCAGACUGAAUUCCUGUACUAUGGAAGAGUAAACAAUUAUAAUAACCAUAAGUUUUUUCCUGCUUUUUCCUUUUUCAUCGCAAAACAAAUUUCUCGUACAUCCAACGUAAGGUUGGAUUUAUUACAUCCUCUGCAUAUGUUCCAUGUAGUAAAUGAAAUGGCAGUUCUUGCAAUGGACUGCAGUGUACAAGUUAUCCCAAGUAACAAUUCAGUAAUCAUUUGGCAUCCACUCUGAUUUAUGAUGGUUUUAUAACGACAAUGAACAAUCCAUUUAGUUUAAAUACAGCAUUUCAAAGUACAAACAACUCCUACUUAGUAAUUCAGCUUUUUUGCUGAUUUAAAAACCUUUUAUAGGCUGGCAAGAAAGUCAAAAACUGUCUUG